This is a messenger RNA of Contarinia nasturtii (swede midge), 1592 nucleotides long. RefSeq names its product ranBP-type and C3HC4-type zinc finger-containing protein 1-like. Gene Ontology annotation, cellular component: LUBAC complex. Gene Ontology annotation, molecular function: metal ion binding; ubiquitin-protein transferase activity; ubiquitin binding. Bases 173 to 1405 code for a protein of 410 amino acids. NCBI's taxonomy places the organism in Eukaryota, Metazoa, Arthropoda, Insecta, Diptera, Cecidomyiidae. The transcript is spliced from 5 exons. The record is from RefSeq and is a predicted model, not a curated record. Gene Ontology annotation, biological process: protein linear polyubiquitination; proteasome-mediated ubiquitin-dependent protein catabolic process.
UCUGAGAGCUUGUAAACAGAAUCGACGAUGACAAGUGUCAAAUCGUUGACAAAAAACAUAAUCGUUCUAAAGUAUUUGGUGUGCGUAGAUAAAAUUUAAUCGUCGAUUCAUUUUAAAUUAAAAUCAAACAAUUUGAUUUCAUUUGUGUUUUGGAUUUUAAAGAGGAAAAAAAAUGUCCAGCGUUGGUCGUCGAUCGAUCGCUCAUCGUUAUUUAACUAGAGCAGCGGCAGCAACACAGGCCACAACAUCAGAAACAAUUACGACAAUCGAUUUGACAGCAAUCGAAAAUGAGUUGUCCGAAACGAUUGCCCAGCCAACUGGUGGAAAUGAAGCGGCUCAAAAUGAUUUAUAUCGACAAUUGCAAGAUCUAGAACAUGACGAUGUUAUUCGUAAUACUGAAUUUAUCUUUUGCAUCAGUUGUGAUCAUUUCAUCGACGUGUAUGAUGGUAUUUUGGUGCGUGAGUGUUUACAUCAAAUUUGUAUCGAUUGCAUUCGAAAAGUGGUGAUUGCCUGUGCUGAUGUCGAAGUAAAAUGCCCAAAAAAAGAGUGUCCGUACUUUCUCCAAGAUCGUGAAAUUCGUUCAUUGCUCACACCGUCGGAGUAUGAACUGCAUUCAAAGAAGUACACACUUGCUGACGCCGCGACUAAUCAUAACAACAACAACAACGAAAAAUUGUACGAAGAACUGAUGAAAUUGGAGGAACAAGGCGUUAUCUAUAACACUGAUGGGUUCGAAUGCGAAAUAUGUUACUCUGACAUCGAGGCCCAUGAUGGGGUCAUCAUACGGGACUGUCUGCACAAGUAUUGCAUCGAUUGUGUUCGGCAAACGAUCAUCCAAUCGGAAGAAGUGCAAAUCAAAUGUCCAGCGAUUCAGUGUGCCGGCUUCAUUAUGGAUCGAGAGAUUCGGUCGCUGUUGACUCAAUCUGAAUUCGACAAACACAAUCUCAAGAUGUUACGCAUUGCCGAAAGCCAAGCUCCGAAUUCAUAUCAUUGCAAAAAGGCUAAUUGUGAAGGUUGGUGUCUCGUUGAAGACGAAGUAAACACAUUCAAGUGUCCACGGUGUUCAUCAUUGAAUUGUUUGUCAUGUCAGGCUAUUCAUGCGGGUCUUAAUUGUAAGGAAUAUCAAGACGAUCUUCGAUACGCCGGUAUGAGCGAUACGCAAAAAACUGAAAUGCAUCUUGAUGAAAUCGUCCGCAAAAACGAAGGCAUGCGAUGUACAACAUGCAAGAUUGUGAUCAUGAAACGAAUAGGUUGCGAUUUUCUAAUCUGUUCCAUGUGUAGGACUGAAUUGUGCUGGGCAACAAAAAUGAGCCGCUGGGGACCAGGCGGUCAUGGUGAUACAAGCGGUGGCUGUGGCUGUCGCCCAGGUAAACGUUGCCAUCCGAAAUGCAGAAAUUGCCAUUAGAAACACUCAUCCAUGAUUAAGGACUUCAUUUAGUGUUAAGACAAUCGCAACAAUUAAAUAAUUAUCUUUUUUUUUACAUUGCCUUUCCAAUUGUAUAAGGCCUUUCCUCAUAUGAUAUCUAUUUAGUAAGCACCAAUUAUGUGAUUGAAAUUGAAGUUCAAAUAAAUGGCAUUUGCUUUGGAAAGUA